UAUGAAAUCAUAGCUAUUUUUUGGAGUGUGUUCGAAAACUCGUGAAGGAUAGGUAUUCCUGCUUCCACCAACGCUUACAAUUAGAGAAAAUUGAAGAGGAUAAUUUAUCUUUUUCGAAUUAAACUUCGCGGUUCUAACACCGCAGCUAGUAGCUGGCAUUUGCAGUAACGGUACUAGCAAGGAGAAUCUGGAAGACGAAACAAAAGCUUAAAAAUGCUUGCAUACUGGACUUUGAACCUGUAACUAUUAUAACCACGAGUAUUAAAGCAGCGAUUGAACUAAGAAGCGUAGUUCAAGUUUAGCAACCACUUGAAACCUUGGAUUACUUGAAGGCAUUAAAAAAAAUCUCCAGUCAACGUUCGAAGUAAUCAGAAAGAGGUAAAAUGGCGACCGAAAGUACGACAACUGGUAGCACGAUGCUUUACUCCCGGGCAGAAGUGACCAAACAUAAUCAUAGCAAGGAUACCUGGAUUAUAAUUCAUAACAAAGUUUAUAACAUCACUCACUUUUUGAAUGAGCACCCUGGUGGUGAAGAAGUCCUUUUGGAACAAGCUGGAAUUGACGGAUCGGAAGCUUUUGAAGAUGUCGGACACUCAAGUGAUGCCAGACAAAUGAUGGAACCAUAUAAGAUUGGGGAACUCAUCGAGGCCGAUAGAUCAAAAUCAGAGGAGAGAAAAACUAAGGAAUUUUCCAAUGGGGAUGACGAAAAUAGUGGCUCCUGGAGAUCAUGGCUCAUUCCUGUAGCUCUUGGGCUGUUGGCGACUCUCUUAUAUCGCUAUUUCAUAAAUCCGUACUAAAGACGACCAUUCCUGUGCUCUUUUGUAUUCUGUAAUUGUUGGUAGACCCGAGAAAUUAUUGUUAUGUAAGUGAUCCGCUUGGCCGUCGGUAUAUUCUGUGGUGUUGGAAUUGUUUUAUUUGUAAAGAAGAAAACUGGCGUUUUCAAAAAUGCUAUUGGAUUUGUACAAAUAAAUUGUAAUCUUAUUUUUUAUAGAACUAUUUCUGAUUGGAAAAAAAAAGAAAUUGAAUAUGUCGACACAUAUGCGAUGGAUCUUAUCAUAUUUAGCCGAAUUAUUAUGUUGAACCUUUUUUUAUUGUUUCAAUUAUUUCUAGCUGUAAAAAGUAUGGUGGACGCAACAAAACGCAUUGUGUAUGUGUGGUAUAAAAAUGCUACUGAUGUAUGUAUAUAUAUGUAUAUCUAUUUUACAUAUAGGAAGUAGGUAAUGAGUGAGUUCUGGUUAAAAAUCAUGUGAGCUGUCUAUGGAAAGUGUUCAUUUAUUGAAAAAUAAUACAUAUUGUACUAUCAUUGUCAGUCUACGUAUAGGUAUAUUCCUUACGUGCAUACGCUAAUGAAAUUUUAUGAAAUAAAUAUUAAUGGAAAUGUUU
Molecule: messenger RNA, 1383 nt
Organism: Athalia rosae (coleseed sawfly)
Lineage: Eukaryota; Metazoa; Arthropoda; Insecta; Hymenoptera; Athaliidae
Gene: Cyt-b5
Product: cytochrome b5
Exons: 5
Coding region: 384-797 (137 amino acids)
Cellular component (GO): membrane; intracellular membrane-bounded organelle
Molecular function (GO): heme binding
Source: RefSeq, a predicted model, not a curated record